Messenger RNA from Dentiscutata erythropus, 870 nucleotides. NCBI's taxonomy places the organism in Eukaryota, Fungi, Glomeromycota, Glomeromycetes, Diversisporales, Gigasporaceae. The record is from the annotation of a GenBank genome assembly.
AUGACAAGAUUUUUAUCUCUUUUACUCGCUAUUCGUCAUGAAAUUCUUAUCAUGUAUUAUGCAACUAUUUCUGACUGGAUGACGACUAUAAUUCCUCCAAUGCUAAUGGCUAUUGGUACAUUUUACAUGCGUGUCUUUGGUUCUAUUGCCACUUACAAUGACGAACCUCUCGAGAUUAAUCAAAUAACCUCAGUGGAAGAAGAUCGAAUAAAUAAACCAUUUCGUCCAAUCCCCUCUGGUCUUAUAACUGUCAAUGGCGCCAGAUAUCGUCUAGUUGCUAUCAGCAUUAUCUUUCCAAUUAUAGCAUACAUAUUUGGUGGUCUAUCAUUGGUUUUUUUAUGUUUUCUGUAUCAAGCUUGGGUUAUCUUUAAUGAGGCGCUCAAGCUAAGCAAAAAUGCAUUUUAUAAAAAUUUAUUUUCAGCCUUUUCCGCUUGUAUUCAACUUGUCAGCUGCCAUUAUAUCAUCAUUGGUACUAAACUUAGCAUAUUUGAAUUAUUAAAUAGUGAGCUAGGUAUGUUUAUGUUGGGUAUUUUCUUUUUCGCAAUGACUACAGCUCAUGUUCAAGAUUUUAGAGAUCAGAAGGGUGAUAAGUUUAUUGGUCGUAAGACAUUCCCCCUUCUUAUAGGUGAUAAUAUUUGCAGAUGGUUUACAAUUUUAAUGUUAAUUAUAUCAUUACUCGUUAUAUGCCAUAUUUCAAAUAAUUUUUUACGGGUUAUAAUUGAAAAAAAGUUUGAAGGUGGUGAUAAUGAUGGUCUUGCACUGCAUGAAUUUAGCAUUAUUGAAUUAAUUCUUAUAGUUUUAAAUGCUGCCUCCUGCUUGGAUAUGAUUGAUAGUAUGAAGGGGAAACGUGAAUUUGUAGUAGUGUUGUAG